CAAUUACCCCGGAGAGUGGAAGAUGAAUUGAUUGCACCCGGUGGAAGCAUUGUUGAACAGGUGUAGCAGUAGCAGCAGCAGACCGCGCGGUACCUUAGCAGUGAACCACCUGACGACCCCGUCCGACCCCGACCCGACGACCACGGCGACCCCAUCCCGUCACCAGCGCCAGCGAUCGAACUAGGGAAAAUGGGGAACAACCCCUCCACCUCCAGAGACUCCAAGACCCCGAAUCCGCCAUCCUCCUCCUCCUCUCAAUCGCAGUCGCAGCACCAGUCGCAGGCUUCGAUCCAAAAUGACUCUGCCAGGGCAGUGAAGCGCGACACUAAGCACCCUAUACCGGUCCAACAUCAGCGAGUCGCUGCCCCUCCUGAGCCCUCCCUGACCCAGGCCCAGGGCACCGCCGUCCAGCCGCCCUCAACCUCCGCUCGUCCCAAGUCGCUGCACUCGCGAAUGCCACCUUCUCAGAGCGGCUCGCCGGGCUCGUCGGUGCCUCCCAGCUCUGUCACCCCUACCCAACCUGUCGAAGUCAGACAGCCGAGACCCGAAGGCAGUCAUGAGCCCGCGAAACCCGUAGCGGUGCCCGCUCCCAACCACGCCUCGUCGUGCUCACCUAGGUCGUCGGUGCGAUCACCGCUAUCAGAGAGAUUGGAUGCCUUUGAGACUGCGGCUAUGCAGAUGAGCAGUCUGCAAGAUGUCUCGUAUCUGACCAGGCCGCCACGACUACCUUUGCCGAUCGAAGAAGAGGUCCACACGCCCGGAUCGCCUAUCAUUGCCCCGACCGACAUUGGGGUACCACUUGAGGACGCCGACACCUUUACUGCGCUCACCAGACGCUCUUCCAACUUGAGUAACAGCUCAACUCUGGAUGAAGAAGACACGGAGGAGCUACGGGUGGACAAGACUAGACCGACUGUCCCCACUAGGCUCGAAUGGCUCCGUGGCGGCGAGAAGGUGUACGUGACAGGCACCAUUUUCCAAUGGAACAGGAAGACACGACUACACCCUGUUGAGGGCCGACCGGGUGUAUUCGCUGCCACCAUCAAUAUUCUUCCGGGGACACAUCACGUUCGCUUCUUGGUUGACGGGCAGAUGCAGACUUCGCCAGACUUGCCGACCACGGUGGACUUUGGCAACAACCUGGUCAACUACAUCGAGGUCAGUCCUGAUGAUGUGGGGCGCGCCGCUGUCCAGGGAGCUGCUGCGAGCGCCGACAAGGAUUCCCAGCAACCUACGGAGCCCAAGACCUCCGCGUCCCAGACGGAGGAAAGCAAGACACCUAGGGACCGACCUGUACCUCCGGCGGAGCUAUUUGAGAACAAGAUCCCACAAUAUCUACUCGACUUCGACGCGCCUGAGGAAAGUCCACCUUACCUGAGUGCUGUCAACGCCAUCGAGAAACUCCCUACGCCGCCUGCGCUUCCUGGCUUCCUCGGCAAGCCCAUUCUCAAUGCGGCCACCUUGAUCAAGGAUGACAACAGCGUUCUGAACAUGCCCAAUCAUACCGUUCUUAACCAUCUAGCUACUAGCAGUAUUAAGAAUAAUAUUCUGGCUGUUUCGGCUACGACGAGAUAUAAGAACAAGUAUGUGACGACCAUCAUGUACAAGCCAACAACCACAGAAGGUAUUUGAGUUUGGGAAGGUUAGUAGACAGGACUGGGACCAGAUGGCUGGUGGCUACCACACUAGACGAACAGCGCAAGUCAUCAGUAAAAGAGCGGUGCAAAAUGAACCGCCUGGUAUGACCUAUUCUAUACGUGUCUACGAGUAAUGUUUGUACGACGCUGUAGCGAUGACCAGGGCACUUUA
Messenger RNA from Neurospora tetraspora, 1809 nucleotides. RefSeq names its product 5'-AMP-activated protein kinase beta subunit, interation domain-containing protein. NCBI's taxonomy places the organism in Eukaryota, Fungi, Ascomycota, Sordariomycetes, Sordariales, Sordariaceae. Gene Ontology annotation, molecular function: protein kinase binding. The coding region runs from base 190 to 1632 and encodes 480 amino acids. The transcript has 3 exons. The record is from RefSeq and is a predicted model, not a curated record. Gene Ontology annotation, cellular component: cytoplasm; nucleus; nucleotide-activated protein kinase complex. Gene Ontology annotation, biological process: signal transduction.